Molecule: messenger RNA, 1089 nt
Organism: Venustampulla echinocandica
Lineage: Eukaryota; Fungi; Ascomycota; Leotiomycetes; Helotiales; Pleuroascaceae
Product: RCC1 protein
Exons: 1
Coding region: 1-1089 (362 amino acids)
Cellular component (GO): cytoplasm
Molecular function (GO): guanyl-nucleotide exchange factor activity
Source: RefSeq, a predicted model, not a curated record
AUGGCGGCAAUAUAUGCACUAGGAUCCAAUGGCUCUGGCCAGCUUGGACUUGGCCACAAAGAAGACGUGUCUGUGCCGAAACCAGCUCUUUUCAAGUGCAGCACUCCAAAUUCAACACCUCUCAUCAGAGCAGGAGGAAACCACACGCUUUUACUGUCAUCUGGAAAUCUUUACUGCUCUGGUGAUGCUACCAGUGGAGCUUGUGGUCUCGUUUCGGAUUCUGGAUAUCUGGACUCGGAAUUUCAAGAAGUCCAGCUAACUUCUGAGGGAUCUCCAAGCCUUCAGUCCAACACAGUUUUAUGCGCUGCUACAUGGGAAGCCUCGAUUAUCGUCCAGGAAGACCAGAAAGGGCGCUCUACUAAAGUAUAUAGCUUCGGUAUUGGUAACAAAGGCGAGCUCGGACAGGGUGAGCUGCUUUUUCGCUCCUCGAAAGCUCAACUUAUCAAAGACUUCCCACCGGAUGGGCUUGAGGUGGUGGACUUGGCGGCAUCUGUCAGCCAUGUAGUUGCCGUCAUGGAUAACGGUGAUGUUUAUGGGUGGGGAAGUGGUAGGAAAGGCCAGCUUGGUGAGCCAGAAGGGAUCAUCUAUACUCCACGAAAGAUUGGGGGCAUCAAUUUCAAGGUCAUUCGAGCUGUUUGUGGGCGAGAAUUCACAUAUCUUGUUGGGGACCCUGUGGUUGGGGAUCAUCUUGUCUUGGGUUCUGACAAAUGGAAUGUGAAAUCUUCAGCACCACUGUCUAUGUGCGGAUGGAAGAGCGUGGGUGCAAGUUGGGGAAGCAUAUUUGUAUUGCAAGAGAACGGCAAUCUACUAUCGUGGGGCCGAGAUGAUCAUGGCCAACUUGCUCCUCCGGGACUACCAUAUCUAUCACAAAUUGCCAUUGGCAGCGAACACGCCUUAGGGUUAACUAAAGAAGGGAGCGUCUUGGCUUGGGGAUGGGGCGAGCAUGGUAAUUGCGGACCCGCCACCACCAACGGAGACGUUGUGGGUAGAUGGAACGUAGUCGCUUCAGCUCAGUAUCUACCACCCAAAAGCAAAAUCGCAAGCAUCGGGGCGGGCUGUGCUACGAGUUGGAUCUGCAUUACUGGUUGA